This is a messenger RNA of Aplosporella prunicola CBS 121167, 2374 nucleotides long. RefSeq lists its product as uncharacterized. Bases 146 to 2311 code for a protein of 721 amino acids. The record is from RefSeq and is a predicted model, not a curated record. The transcript has a single exon. NCBI's taxonomy places the organism in Eukaryota, Fungi, Ascomycota, Dothideomycetes, Botryosphaeriales, Aplosporellaceae.
GUAUCCUGCAUGCAAUCAGGAACCUGCUGCAUCGCUCGCCGCCGAAAACUGCCGUGUCUCUGGCCAAGUCGUCGUUUCUUUGUUUCACGGCUAUCUCCAGCCAAUUCCACUGCGAAUAUUUGAAUCACAAACCUGACUCUAGUUGAUGGACGUCGAAGGCACUAUACGUCUGUCUGUAUCGCCGGCAGGAACGCCGACAAUCGUCCAUGGGCCAUCGAGCCCGACAAAGAGCGUUUACCUAGACAUGGACGACGCUACACCGAUUGCAAGGGACUACGAUCCGCGGCGGAGGAACUUUUUCGACGACAGCUCUGAGGAUGAAGUGGAAACGGCAGACGAGCUCGGAUUUGGCCAGAGAGUACCGCGAGAUCCUAGCACGGGCAAGCGGCCUUUGUCCCUCGCAGAACGCAAAGAAGCCAAUUACCUUGGAGCAAGGCCUUCUGAAUACUCGUUUGUCUGCGGUGGGGAUAACAGACAGCCAGCAUAUGCUCCCGGAGCGUUUCCAGAGUCUUCGUACGACGGGUCUACGGAAGACCUACACGGCAGCAAACAAAAAGACAAGCGAACGCAAUCAAGCACGACGUUGCGAGGCCCAUAUGCGACGUCGCUGCGGAUACCAGACGCCUUUGAAGACGAUGAGACGCACUCGAGCUACAGCCGGACGGACGAGAACAUCCUGGGCGUGCACGCCAUAACGCUGCAGGCGCUGCUGCGCGACGGAGAGGGUCUGCACGCCAGCACCACGCGGCGCAAGUCCAUGUCGUCAGACCGGCGCUCCCGGAACGAGCGCGAGCCCGACUCUUCCUCGCCUCCGCCUAUACCGGUGCCUGCUCCUCCCAAGAAGAUCUCACUCGCCCUGCCGCCGCCCCCUAUAGAUGCUUAUUUGCGGCCCCCUCGCAGUGAGGAGCACAAGGUCCUCCGCACGCCUUACCCCUUCUCGCAGCAGCAGCAACAGCAAACAUGGCACCAGCCCUGGCAACAUCAGUCUUCCCCCUACCAACAACAACAACAGCAGAAGCAGCAGCAACAGCAACAGCCACAGCCGCGCAAGCCAUCAUCUCCCAAACCCUCCCCCCUCUCCAUCACCACGACCCCAACCUCCCACCCCACAAUCCUGACGCUCACGCUGCGCCGCCGCCCCGACCACAUCUCCCCCCGCAUGGGAAGCAUAACCAUCCCGGCCGACCUGCGCACCAGCAGCACCCGGACCAGCAGCAGUAGCAGAAGCAGAAGCAGAAGCAGCGCGGCGCCGAGUCCGCUCAGCGGCGAAAAAGGCGGAGCUGUAGCAGCGGCGGCAGCAGCAGACUUUGACGACGCGCGCUUCUUCGCCGCCCUGCGCAGCGAGUACGCCCGCCUCGCGGGGCCCUGGCGCCGCUUCAGCGCCCGCCGCCUCGCGCGCAUCACGGUCGGGCAUGCGAGCGCGUGGGCGGGCUCCGCGUGCUUGCACCAUAGUCAUAACCAUGACCACUAUAAUGUGCUUGGCAACUAUUACGCGCACAACAGCACCCACAACACCAACAACCUCAGCAACACAACGACCAACACGACCACCACGGCCGCCAGCAGCUGCGGCGGCGUCGGCGGCAUCUGCGGCAGCGGUGGUGUCGCAAACAUAACAACGUGCCCCGUGCAGCGCGCCGAGGCGCUGGCGCAGUGUUCGGGCGGCAGCGGGGGGGCAUGCCUCUGCCCCCCGCCCCCGCGCUUCCUGACCUCCCGUGGCUUGGCGGAGCAGUUCUCGGAGGAGAGUUUGUGGCGCCUCUACCGCGGGCCGAGGGCGGGGCGGCGCCGCUUCGCGUGGGUGCACUGGGCGCAGCGGCUGGCGAUGCAGGGGCUGCCGCAUGCGCGCGAGGGGGGCUGUCCGGUCAGGAAUAGUGUUGUUGGGUUGGGACUGGGGGUGGGGGUGAAGGACGGGGGCAGUGGGGAUGCGGACGCAGAUACAGAGAGAGGCGACGGAGCCAGCGAAGGAGCAGCAGCUUCUGCUCGCCGCAGCGUCGCGGCGCUCGAGUUCGUCGAGGCGUGGGCGGCUGGCCGGGUCGUGGGCGCGCUGGCGGCGGUGCUGGCGCUUGCAGCUGCCGCUGUCGUGCUCUGGGUUGUGCUGGGGCCGAGCGAGGUCGGGCAUGGGUCUGUGAGUGCGGGUGGGGUGGGUGGCGGGGUGGGCGGGGGAACGGGAGCUGAUGUCGGCGUCGUGGUACUGGGGUUUAGAGGUGCAGGAUCCCGGGUUGGUACGGCGGUUUUAGUGGCGCUGGGGGUUUUGCUCGCCGGGUGGACGGUUGUGGCUGCUUGGUGCUGGGGGUCGUGGGUUGUGGGGUAGGGUCUAGAGCACUUUGGGGUGGUGAGGGGGGUGGUUUGGGUGUGUGUGUGUGUAUAUAGGUAU